Molecule: messenger RNA, 1025 nt
Organism: Vigna unguiculata (cowpea)
Lineage: Eukaryota; Viridiplantae; Streptophyta; Magnoliopsida; Fabales; Fabaceae
Gene: WR3
Product: nitrate transmembrane transporter
Biological process (GO): nitrate transmembrane transport; response to nitrate
Cellular component (GO): plasma membrane
Molecular function (GO): nitrate transmembrane transporter activity
Source: RefSeq, a predicted model, not a curated record
AAAAUUCAAUUUGUUUAGAUUUCCCAUUAUUUUAUGAAAUUUGGCUUUAUAUAUAAAGGCUUUGAAGUCAGUGCAUCCCACUCACAUUCUAAGAAUAUCUCUCCGAUUCUGAGCUGUUCUCUCUCCGAUUCUGUUGACUUUUAUAUCAGAAAAGCUUGAUACUUGAAACUGAGAAAAAAUGGCAGCACAUCGCCUUGUGGUAGCAUCACUUCUAAUUUUCUGUUUAGCUGGAACUUGCUACGGGAAGGUUCACUUUUCCUCCCUCAAAACAACCCUUGAUGUCACAGCUUCCCCCAAGCAGGGACAAGUUCUGGAGGCUGGAACAGACAAAAUCACUGUGACAUGGGCGCUAAACAAGACCUUACCAACGGGGACAGACUCGGCCUACAAAACCAUAAAGGUGAAGCUGUGCUACGCGCCCAUCAGCCAAAAGGACCGCGCGUGGAGAAAGACCGAGGACGAUCUCUCCAGGGACAAGACAUGCCAGCACAAAAUCGUGGCCAAACCCUACGACGCUUCGAACAAAACCGUGCAGAGGUUCGAGUGGGUGAUCGAGCGCGACGUGCCCAAAGCCACGUACUUCGUACGCACCUACGCGUUUGACUCUAACGGCGAGGAAGUGGCCUAUGGGCAGACGACGGACGCGAAGAAGAGCAGCAACUUGUUUGAGAUCAACUCAAUCAGCGGGCGCCACGCGUCCCUUGAUAUCUGCUCCGUUUGUUUCAGUGCUUUCUCCGUAGUCGCUCUCUUUGUGUUCUUCUAUAUUGAAAAGCGAAAGGCAAAGUCUUCUUCUUCCUCAAAGUGAUUGAGUCACCACAAACACAGAAAAACGUGGCAGGUUUACAUUUUUCAUCAUGGUCAUUAAUAAAUCAUGAGGGACCUGUUUUUCCCUCUAGUCAACUAUCUUUAGUACAACUAAGUUCCACCACAACGUGGAGCACGAUCUCCCCCAUGAUAAUUUUAUGUAUGUGAUUAGGAUGUGAUCAUUUAUACUAUGAAAGUAAAAAAAUAAUUAAAUUGUCAAA